This is a messenger RNA of Pseudo-nitzschia multistriata, 12834 nucleotides long. NCBI's taxonomy places the organism in Eukaryota, Bacillariophyta, Bacillariophyceae, Bacillariales, Bacillariaceae. The record is from the annotation of a GenBank genome assembly.
AUAAGGUCAACAGCAUUGUGGAUGAUAGACAUUAAGAGCACCAAUUACUAACAAAUAAGGCAACUGUUUUUAUGGCCUCACCCAGUAUUCAAAACAAGUGCUCUGUGACAGGAAGAAUAGUUUGAGAUCAGCAAUAUGUCGACCCGGCGGAGGCAGCUAGCUAUCCAAGACCAUGGCGAGAGUAGUGACCGGGACAAAUCUGCCAAUCAGGCCCUAGGCAUGAUAAAUCGAUUGAAGCGACGGGCUGCUAAAACGGCGGAAGCUUCGGAACAGAAACGGAUCAAGGCAAAGGCGGAAGAUGAGGCCCAAAAAUCAACGCGGAAAGCACCAAGUCCCACCAAAGCAUCGAAGACGGAACAAACGAUACCCAAAAAGGCAAAGAAAACUCUCACAAUACCAAAAAAAUCUAGCGUAAAAGAUGGCGAAAAGRCUCAAACUAGUGAGAAUGGCAAAACAAAGAAAGAAACCCCUUCUCUUUUGUCGGGGAUGAAAAAACCUCUGCCGAUCAUAGUCCAUAGUAUAAAAAAAGACAAACAACGACCAUUGCCGUCGUCUCGAGGACCACCAAAUACAAUAAGACCCAAAUCUCCGCAAAGGAUGUCUCCAGCUCCUCSGGUCGCAACUCCUCCUCCUCCAUCCGAUGCUGCUAAUUUGAUCCAGAACCCAGGUCCAACAAACCAUCCGUCCUCCAGAGUAGUUACCGAAGUAGAAAAAUUGCGAAAACUUGUUUGGGAUGGUCUUCGAGACUUGUGCAAAGAAACCUUCCCGGUUCCACCAGAACGAAAUGGUGUCGAUUUGUUUGCCAGUUUCUUGCGACACAAAGAUUUAAAGCCGGGCAACAACCUUCAAUACGACUUUUUUGACACYGAUGAAGAGACCGGAAAUAUUGUUUUGCAACCAAAGAUACCUAUUUUUCCAGAAGAUUUCCCGCAAGGGGCAAAACAGUGGCCAUUGUCGGUAAGUAAACUACGAACAUUUCAGGAAGUUUCUAUUCUUUUUUGGCUUCUGAUGCGGUUUAAUUUGGUGCACGCGAGUGUUCUCCCGUACUCCACAAUCACAAUCUAGGUUCGAUCCGUUGUUUACCGAAUAAGCGAUGCACAUUUCAUUUGCAUAUGGCAUCGAUUCUUCAAAUUAUCAGAAUCUACAAACAGAGUACUGGUUAUGCGUCAAUCCUCUUAUCGAUUUUUYCGRACCAUUGUCGUGUUUGUAUUUUUUGAUGUGUUGACGCCUUCACUUAAUUAUUGUAAMUCCUGAAGUGGUGGGGAAUUGUAGAUCCUUCUAUUGAGGAUCAAAAGACUGAGGUGGACGGAAAAGUCAAAGGACAGACAGACACGACAGCCUAUACCAAGUCACGACGAGACAUAUCCGAUUCACAAUCCGACAAAAUUUCAUCUGGAGCCAAAGACGAAAGCAGUGAUAGAGAUAGACGUGGCGGUAACCAUAKCACACGCAAGCGGUCAUCUAGGGAUCGCCACGACAGUGAGGGUGCUUACUACGAUGACAAUCCCUCUAGAGAAGCCAAUCGUGAUCGUUUUCUAGGCGGAGAGAGGGAUGGCAGCGGAUGUCCACCGUCUCUCCGUGAAAAUGGUUACGAUUACGAUCGCAACGAUUUUCGCAUCCMCAACCACCGUGAUGGAGGUCCUCCUUUUCCUCAUCGAAUGGGAGAUGGACCCCCACCUCACUCACGACGAGAUUCCCGCGAUAGGCCUCCACAUGGAGAUUUUCGAAGGGGAUCUCGACCAUAUCCAGGGCAAGGAGGUGAUCAURGCAGGGAUUAUAACUUUCGAGAUCAGUACGGGCCAACGGGAAGAGGCCCACAUGGGCCAUUUCAUGAUGAUCGGCGCAACAUGCGCAAUAUUGAUCGUUCAAGUCGUCCAUCAUAUUCGCAUUCAGCGAGAGAGGAUGGAUGGGAUUCGAGACGACACCCUAGUGGUAAUCCGAAUAGACAAAGGUAGRCCYCGUCCUUCUGAAUUUGUUUCGCAAUAGCACCACGCCAGAGAAUCUUCCCACCUKCAAAACUAGAAAUUUCAGUUAGAUUGUUUGGACAAACGCCGCAGCAUAUUUCUUUUUUGGAAUUAAUGCUUUACAGCUUCUCGCCUUUGAGACUUUCCCGAAAAAAACAAAAUUGGUGCUGUAUCAACGAUCAGAAACAAAAAAUGAAUAGGUUCUUGUAUUUGUAAGAAAGGUCUACCGUAGACGAGACCGAGCCAGGUAUCCUUUGUGGAGUCGCUAUAUUAUCCCGACUGUGUACCGCAGAGGAUCAAGUGCAAGAUUACCUCGGAAGACUAUUUCUUACGUGCAUCGGGGUAUGGAAAUGAAGCUAACAAAGCAGCAGCGUGGAAAUCGUGUUAAACGAUUUUUUGACCUCUUUCAAACAAAAGUCUAAUAGUGAAUCUGUAGCCGUUCUAGAUAUGAAMCUAUUAAAUCGUUGUGGACGUAUUAUUUUUUCAGAAUUAUUGCCUCCUUCAUCAAAAGUCAUCUGUAUAAUAUUUGUAAAGUGCUCUUGUUCUGUUCAUUUGUCGUCCUUCUUCAUGAAGUAUUUUUCAUAUACCGCAUACAAAGUAGGUGCUUUAUCUUCCUCCUUGUUUGUAUCACUAGAGUCAUGCCAUGACGUGCUUUCAYUAUCUUCGUAAUCGUCUUCCUUUAUGUACUUGUCAUAAAUAUAUCUCAGUUCCUCAUCUGCUUUCAUAUGUUUGGUAGCUAAAACUUCGGGAUGGGUUUUGCUCACACCCUGAUCACCUCCCAUCAGAUGUUCUAGCGACUUCCCCCAGGAAGAUGCUUGGCUCGAUGUUCCUUUGACAGCUUCGUCAACAGAAUUAUAACCACUCAAGUAAAAUCCAAUUGCCCCAACAAAUCCAAACGUUCCCACUGUUCCCAAUGUCGCUAUUCGCAAUGCCUUCGAAGCUGUUCGAGCAGCGGCAGCUCUGAUUGCGUCUUUGUCACUGGUCUGUAGUUUGCUAGCUGYUUUUCCGCUGCUGUUAUAACCACUUGUUCCCCCUUGUAUAAGGUCUUCCAGUCGUUCAGUCGGCAUUCGAUAACCAAAAUAAGCUCCCGCGAAAAAUGGUACGGAAGUGAGCAGCAAUACAUUCCCGGGGUUGUUUAUCCAUCCAGAUGAAUUACCAGCUUCGAUAAAAUUGCUUAUCCACCAUACUGAACUUUCUUCAAGUUUCCAUGUUGAAUUCGAGSUUGUCGGCGAGGUUGUUGUCGUUAGCGGUGCAUUGUCACUACAGUCGUCUUUUUGGUACUUGCUCGGAUCCGUAGAUGACAUUUGGUUGCUUUUCCUUUUCGAAGAACAAAAAAUGAUGACCUCAACUAAUUGAAUUCAAAAUUCGAGUCUCUCUUUUGUAUCGAAUUGUCCAAGAAUCGUACCCUCUUGUUGUACAGGACAGGACAGGACAGCUUCAUUUAAUAGUGAUGGAAAAAGGUCAAUAGUGGGCUAUGCUACCUCUACCUCUCAAGAUAGCUCCCGGCGUGAACUCUUGUUCAUUUGAAUUGAAAUUUGUUGCGUUUUUUUUUUCAUCAGAACGUACGAACUGUUUUCCAACUCUCGUACGGUACGUACGGAAAUACGUACCGUACGUACUGUUGAUUCAAUACGAUUUAUCGUACGGUAUGAAUGUGAGCCUAAAUGAAGUCUAUGAGAGUAAUUGAAAUGACUAGAAUGACUAGAUAAAUUAAUGAAGAAUGAGAAUACUCUGGGUCCUGUAAACAUUCCAUGGGAUCAUAKGAAUUAUCCUUUUCUUACAAAUAGACCACAAUUUGUGCACCUUGGCAAUAAAUUGUGAUUUGGACAAAAAUAAUGUUUUGAACAGAUUCACGUGCAUUCACCCAAAGUCUGUUUGCUGUCAACACCACACUCCUUAUUACUGGUGGUGAUAGGAGUACUCCUCUUUCUUAUUCCAUGGCAGGUACAGCGAUGCCUCUUUGAUCAUGCUUACUAUGUAGUGAAUGCCCUGCCUGGCAGGACUGCUUGUAAUGCAAAUAGUCUGCUUCACUAACUCCUUGGAUAGUGUUCCUACUAAACUUCUUAAACUUUGCUCCCUGAAGCAGUUUGGUAAAAUAGUCUGUGAUUAGUAUGACAGUAUUCAACAAUUGUAACCUCACCCUUCUUUACCCUGUCGGUGACAAUGAAGUAUUGGAUGUUAAUGUGCUUGGUCCAUUUUGUACUGGAUGUACGACUAUUCUUUUCCAAUUUGAUKGCGCUCUCAUUGUCCUGAUACAGGAUGUUGUUGUUCAUUAGCUUCUCCUUUGAUGUACUAUCGGCUUCUGCAUCUCUGGCAUUAUCAGUCAUGUGUUGCUUUUGUGCCAAUAAGAAGCAAUGUGCCCACAAUAUGAAGGUCAUGUUGUCAUCUACCCCCACCACUUCUGUCUCUGUUGAACUUUUAGUAUUCAAUUUUUGCUUGGUGCAUGGUGUUGUGAUUGCAGCGGGGGUCUCUAGGGUCAUCGUCAUUCCCCCAGUGUGACUGCCCAUAUUGUUACAUACUUUUUUAAGUCAACAAUGAUGCAACAAAMUUGAGUGAGAAGGAUGCCAGUAUACUACCAUUAUGUGGCAAAACUACUCUACAUGGCAAAGUGUAUGAGGCUGGAUAUCCAAACUGCAGUCACCUUCUUGUGCAMUAGAAUCUCAAACCCAGACAUCAAUGAUUGGAAGAAACUAAAGAGAGUAAUGAGUUACUUGGUUGAUCCUCUKUUCCUUCCUCUUGUCCUUGGCUGGGAUGAAACCAGAAACAUGUAUUGGCACAUCAAACAUCAACUUGCCAAUUUUUGUCUAUCUGGUUUACUUCCAAAGCCUCCUCAUCCACUGAGACAAUUGAUUUGUCCUUGUUGCUUGCACUGGUCACCAGGGUAUAGGAUGCAUCAGGAGCAUUGUUGUCAUCUCUAUUUUCCUGUUCUGUGCUUAGGUCAAGUAUGGUGGAUUUGCCUUGAAUGUCACUGAACAUCAUUCCUCSAUCAAGCUUUUGGGCAGUGGCUGUUGCCUCCACUUGGUGGAUAAUGGCAUCACUGAUUGGUGUUGCUGUACUGCUCUUACUGUGAAUUCCUUUUCCUGUGUUCAUGUUGUAGGCYCAGUACCCACCAGUGAGGCUUCCUGUAGGCUGUAGAUACAGUGUGUCUACAGCUCUUGGSGGCAUUGAAUUAUCGGUGUYGUCCUCAUGUGAAAGGAGGAUUGGCUCCAUGAAUUGAAACCUGCACUCCUUGGCAUCAAGGGGUGUACCUGUCAUUGCCUCCCUGGCUGGUACUAGUAGUGUCUUGCAUACUCCUGYGGUUCUGCAGUUGAGCCAGUAUGUCACCACUGCAUACACAAGCUCCAUCACRCAAUGCUUUGGUAGCUUCUUAAAGGGGAUAUGGUAGAAAUAGCAUCUAAUGUAUUCUAUCAUUGUGCAAAUAUUGCACUCAAUGGUGGUUGGAUCAUGUUGCCAAGCCGCAACAACAGUGUAGCUGUAUUGGUGGCUYAAGCUUAAGUAAAUCAUCCCUGAGGCAUUCAAACUGGUUGUCGCCAUAGACCAGUGUUAUGAUGAAACCCCUGGUUCAGUAUUGUCCUGCCAUUGCCUUAACACAGUCCAGCAGUGGAGAUCGCCCUGYGUUGGUAAUUGCUUGUGUGGUACAGAACCUUAAAUGGUGUGAUAUUGUGUGGCGUGAUAUUGGGUGAAAGAACCUYAUUCUAUUAACGCUCAUAAUGUCCACAUGGAGGGUAGUAACAUCCCAGAAUUUACCGUACAUCCCACAUGGAGGGUAGCAUCCCAGAAUUUACCUUACAUCCUCUUGCAUAUGGUCUGCUGAGCUCCAGGUCUGCUUUCCUUUCACUAAACUGGUGUGCUUACCAUAUGUAGCCUCCGCCUUCUGAACAUCUUGUCGUGUGACUGUGGAAUUUGCCAAAAGUUUCUUAUCAAGCAUGUGAAGCAUGUCUUUUGUUGUGGGGAUCCAAGUGUUUCCUGAAGCUUUUGAGCUUUAUCAGCUCUUCUACAAUCAAGAUCUGAGAGUUGCUGUUUGUUACCUUCCACUGACAUGAUUGUCAAAAUGUUGCCCUYGUCCUGGUUGCUUGUGUCAUAGUAGUACAAACCACAGUUGGACCUUCCAAAAUGUUGUGUAGAUCCAUCUUCRCGGUGUAUGUACAUUGCGUUGUUGAUUGCAGUGUCCAUUGUCACCCUGUAUUUGUCGGAUAUGAGGGCUAGGGAUAACACACUAGCUAUUCCAUCUUUGUAGAACAAUACCUCUCCAUAACCUGGUAGGUCAGCACUUUGGUUGGUGUGAGCUGUGCUGCAAUUACAGUAGAUGAUCAUGGUGCAUCCAUUUGGAGCGCACCUAAUGUUCUUCACCAGUCUUGGAUUGUUUAUCAAAUUGCACAAUGAUUCACUGUCCAGUAGUAUCCAGUUCUCAUUUACUCUAGCUUUCUUGUUAUUGGCUACUAGCUGGGUAAACAUKUGCUUGGCUUUUUGGCUGUAGUACUCAAACACUGUUACCACCCCUUAUCGUAGAGCUUGUAUGUCAGUGUACGCAAGAUCCAGGGCUUUUACCAACUCUCUGUAUUGCCCUUUGUGUUCAGGGGUUACGAGUUCAUUCACAUUUUGCACACAAGUGAGUUCACUUAGGGGAGGCUUCUCAUACAAUACUGGAAUGUGUGUUUCGAAACAUACUGGUGUCUUUGUUUCAACAAUUUGACCAGUCCAUUCAUCAAUCUGCUCUUCUUCAGUGCACUAUCAUUGGUAUUGUCAUCCAUGUGUGACGCAUAUGCCACUGUCAUCACCUCAGAUGAAUGUGGGUGAAUUUGUGUAUCAACACCAUCUUUUGUGGCCCAGUAGUCCCAGUUGUUGUCAUCAUCAUCAUUGGAUUCGGAACUGUAUUGUGCUGAUUGUUUGUUGCUUGCAAAACUAUUGAUUGUGGUUGUACUUCUGUCUUCAGUGUUGGUCCAUUGCACAUGAAACAGUUAGAAAAUUUUGACUUCUACUAGCACUACAGCGCACUUGUGAACAAAACUAUUUUAGUUGCAUGACUGGUGGGAUUCAAAAAUUCAGCACAUGCCGGCUGUAAACUGCAGUACAAGCCAGUUUUUAGUCAAAGUAGUCAUUACACUCAAAAUAAGGGCCCAAAAUGUACAACUGGUACAUACAUUUGGUCACCAACUCUAUACAAUUCAACUUUUGAAAAAACUGUUUCUUGACAAUACAUCAGAUCCAUAAAAAUGGAAUUCAUUUUGGUUUACAAUUGGCCAAAAAUGCUUCUUCAGACCAACAAGACAUUGGCAGAGGGUGUCCUCCAGCUUGUGAACACAAUUCAACACAGGGAGAACAUUUGUACUAAGUGACUUGUACUAGUAGGUUUUGUUGGGAUCUGAUAUAUGUAGCAGUAACACAGAUACAUUUUCCAUGGAUGAUUGGCUCCAUAAUACAAAUAGUUUCUACAGUGCAAAAACUAAGUUGGUGUCAGUAAGGUGGAAAGUACUGCUCUGAAAAGAAUGUACUACUAGAAGCCAAUCAAUGAAUGCACUAUGGCUGUUUGUUGUUUCUGAAAUAGGAAUGGAGGAAUUCAUUGAUUUCUUGUGAAUUUUGGGUAUUGUUGUUGAUGGUGAUGUUUUUGAUUUCUUGUGUAUGUUGGGUACUGUUGUUGAUGGUGGUGUAUUUUAUAAGGAGAAGACAAGCUCUUGCAAAACAGACCAAUAGUAAAAGUUCUAACCCUUUUUUGUGGUGCUGAAAGCACAAGGACAACAUUAACCCAAUUGCUUGUGUUGGCAAUAUCAAUUUGGAAUUGAUGUCAAUGUGUUCCUUUGUGAAUUGUUUGAGUUUGAUGGGUAACGACUUUUAACUCAUGUUCUUGUGGACAUCAAAAUUUAGCUGAUGCUGCAGUAUUUUUGAGUCUCCUUAUUCAAGGCCCAUCUCUAUCCAUCAAACAAAAUACCCAUUUUUCAGUUUGAUUGACUUGAAUGUACUACAACAAAUGACUCAAUGAWUUGAUUUUGAUUUCUCAAAAUCUAUGUGUUGUCGUCAAUCAUGAUAGGUCUACCAACAUGAAAAAUUAGAACUAUGGAUUUCUUUCUAGUACCACCACCACCAGUCCCUGAUAGAAAACAGAUGAACUGCUAUUCAUUUUUCCUCAUGGUUGCCUUGAGAUCUUGUAUUUACUAGUACUUAUUACAGCAAUUUCCAAUCUUCCCUUGGAGUCUCUCCUUUUUACAAAAUCAAUCAGACAUAUAAUGUAUAUCUCUUUUAAGUGUCAAAGAAAAAGCAGCAACAACCUAGCUCUGCAUUUCCCUGUUUCCUAUCAUUUUGAAAACUCAACUUUGCAAAGUAGUAAAAAGUACCUCUAAACUUAUGUUUGAUCUCAUGAACUAGAAGAGGCACUAURUUGGCCAGAACCAACUUCUUGGGAGAACCUCCGUCCAAGGAGAUGUGAUGGAGGCAUAACCAUUGAGCUGGGUGGGCUGGUUGGUUGAAUAGUUGAAAAACUGUGUCAUAGUGGUUUGGAGGGUUCAAUUGUUAUUAAUAGCAGGGGCCAGAGAAGGCUAUGGCAUGUGUUGUCUCUUCUUGGAGUAUGCAACUUUGCAUAGUAGUAGUAGUGUCUGAUAUUUUUCAAGCUUCCAGUACAUGAUGUAUUUUUGAUAGCAUCCAUAUUAUUUGUCUCUCCUUGGAUGACAACAUACCAAAACUUUUAUGGAGGAUUUGAUACAAAACACUUAUUGGUAGAUUGUUUGUUGUCAUAUUUGGGGUUAGCUYUGUCUACUAUCAUAUGUGUAGGAACCACUGAUACCUGAGCCUGAGUUGUAAAGUGUAAUUGCACUUGAAUCUGGUACUGGUACUUUGGGUGGUGUAAGCACUGUUCUUCAACAUAUUUGCAWGCCUUGAUAUGUUGCAAUUKAAGUGGAAAUUUGAAGUUUAUUACUAUAUUAUCUGUCUAUACUGAAUUGUGUUUCUGGUAACAGAGAUGAAAGUAUGAUGGUGAGGAACAUGUCACUYUAGUGAUUUUGACAUUCUAUUGACCAUGCUUUUCCUGAAUGCUAAAUUUCURGUAACAUGAUCAGUGUUACUUGUAAUAUUGGACAGCCACAGGUAACAUUAAGUGGAGAAGAAAUAUCCUCAAGAUUAUAGCUUUGUGGAAGUUUCUCUAUAUUGCUAUCUGCUGCCUUGAUAGGAAUGUCCUUGUCACAAAAUUCUGUAAUGACAUCAUGUCAAUUGACUGUGGUACAAUUCUCAAACAACAGAAGUAUCAGAUUCAUGACUCAUGCUGUCUAUGUUUCCACCAGAAUGACAGUAUCCAGCAUAUUCUCCACUCUUUCUCAUGCCAGUURACUUUCUUGGCAUUGGAAUCAUACUUAUCUUUGAGGAAGGUAAURGUAACUAUUGGAUUCCUAACUAUUCCCACUGGAACUUUGCCCAGCUAGUAUGCAGAAUACUUUYAUGCAUGCUGUGUUAAUCCAGAAGAUGGCAAAACACUACUAUCAGACCACCAUCAGUUGGCACCAUGAUCUUUUAUGAACCACAUUUACCAGCAUUGRAUCUUAGAUCCAGAUCAAAACUCAGAUUCCUAUUCCCCAUGGUUGUAMUAUGAGCCCCCUUCUUUGAUCAUGGCCACACUGUUCUCCAAAAACAGGCCUUCUUACACCAAUCAUGGUUAAUAUAGAGAGUCAGACACAUUUUUCUCUUCACCCCAAACUUGUCCAACUGAAGCCAUUCUGUCCCCCCCUGAUCCUGAAGCUUUUCUAUCCAAUGUCCACCAAACUUCCUUCUCAUACUACAUCAGAGUUUAUUAAAAAAAGGGGGCAUUGAAGAUGUUGCUACUAUUUCCACUAGUAGUACCAAUAGUACCAAUCUAAUUGCACAGUACUUCUUCCCCUUUUCAACUUCUCAUUGUUGCAAACAACCACUAGAGAGCAUCACUCAAGAUAUGUUGGUCUUUAAUACAUAMUCCAACAAAAAGAGACAGCAAUAGUACUUUAAACAAUUCCAGCAUACCUUAGUUCAUCUGCCCUAACCCACUCAUGCUCCUCCAGGAGCYCUAUCCUUCCCUGCAGCAACUACAAGGAGUAGAAGCUGCCUUCUGGUGCUUGAUGAAUCUCUGCUAGUUCACAACACUAAAUAUGUUUCUUUGGCUAAUCUUGGGGUUUUGCCCACCACUUCUGUUUUGAUGGUUAUGUAUUGACUUAUGYCAUAAUUUAUCAAGCUUUGCACUUCGGCAAUGGGAUUCUCUUUCAUGUAAAAAUAACCAGUUUGACUUUGGAAUGAUCAAUCAUGACAAUGACUCCUGAUUGGUGUAKUAGUAGUUGUCCCAUUUGAUGUUGGCCAAAUUUUGUUGCAGAGGCUGUCAAUGAUGGAGUUGGGAGUUGCUGGUAACAAAAUGGUUGAAAAUUAAGAAAAAAUGGAAUGUUUCACAAUCUGGUACUAGUAGUCUURGAUUUGUGCCUGAAGAUGGUGUGACAUUGUCACAGCCAAUCACAACCUGUUACAUCUUCCUGAUUCCUAUUCCCAACCUCUCAUGAUUGUUGUUGGCAGAAAUGUGACCAAUGUAAGAACAUAAAUCAUAUACAUGGAGUGUGUGGAAAAAGGGGGCGCAUACUAAUCUAUAAAAUAGGGAUGCUAGGUCAUGUGAUAGGUUGCAAUAUUUUUUUGUGACAAUAUUGUAUUAGUAGAUAAGUAUCAUACCCCUGAAUGCAAGCUGGCCUAUGCAUGCAGGUUGUAAAAACAGAGUUUAGCCAACUAUAUCACCAGUUUCUUCUUUGUAGUGCAGAAUUGUUGAUUCUURUUUGGAGUGGAGAGUUGUUAGUACUUUGAGUUAGAAUACUAGUAGGCAAACUUAUCAUGAAAUGGGUGUGACAAGGUAGUAAUACAUACAUGACGAAUGUGAAUCAGUUUUAUAAAACAAAAACAUAAAUUUACAAUCCAAAACUACAGUUCUAAAUUCUGUUGCCAGGGUACUAACAAACGUUUCUGGUAUCAAUGUUUUGAAAGGGUUCUUGAUUUCUGAGCUUAAAAAAGAUAUUAGUGAUUACUUCACCAUCAUAUGCUAAUURUUYAUUGCACAGUACUACUAGCAGGAGUUUGUACCUUUUCCUGCUGUUAGUAAAAUGAAUGAUAACAACACAAUGGGAUUUUUCCAGUAUCAGCAUCGGCUGCUCCCAUGAUGCAAUUAGUUAGCAGUCUUUAGCAGCAUUUGGACCCACCCCUGRGGCAUUGUUGGAUGCCAGGACAUUAUUUUUAUAAGGUUCGUAAAGUAGCAAUUGAGUUGAUUUUUUAUCAAAACAAGAAAUGUUAGGUGAGGAAAGUUACAAUGUAAUAAUAAUACUAGUGAAAAGUAAUCUUUUUAGGUCGAACCCAUUCGGAUCGUUUUUAUUUUUAGCUAGUGCAAUGAAAUAUACAACACGURAAAAGAUGUAAAAUAUAUUAAAUUCCCAAUUUUGCAUGUGCUCUUGACUUAGCGGCUUGUCGACCUCUCGCAAUACGUUUCUUGUACUUCUUGCUACCCUGACUAGCUUCCCAAGAAAAAUAACGCAGAUUGUGAUGAGUUCAUUUAUUCUGACUUGCAAUCACUUUGCAURCGUAACUUCAAUCGUUUGACUCGAGAUCCCCGACGUGAAACUGAAGAUGRAAUAAUUUCCUUCUUAUUUUCCACUGUAGUCGUGAUCUUUGCCGACGACGAGGAACAUGAUGAUGCUAAUGACGACGAUGACGAUCUUUCGCUACCUGUAUCAGAAACGACGGUCGGUGGACUGCUCGAAUGUGAUGAGCAUUUCGCAGAAGGGGCUGUAUCCAUCGACGUGAUCACAGAGGGUGCAGAAGGAGCUGAUCGCUUGUUCAUGUUUCGUUUGUGAUCAUUGGUCAAARUAUGAGCUGUGCCGUUUUCUUUGUUAUUCAUUCUAGCAAUCAUUGAAUGAUCACCGGAGCUCGCUGCGGCCUUGUYGAAAAAGGAUUGGAGAUGCAAAUAAAAUUCGACAUUAGCACGACAUUUAGGAGGGUAAGGAAUGUCACCUGAAGUAAUCGUCGCCGGUGUUUUCCCUGUAGCAAUGUCAGAGGCUUUGUGACUGUCCAAUAAGCCUUCGCCAGGAUAAUAAUUAAAAUGGUGUGGGAAAUAAUUGUGCGCGUAGUACGGAAGUUCAUGGGGAGGGAUUUCCUGUGGAUAAAUCGGCGAGGUUGUGCCUUGUAUUGUGGGYGGCAAUAAAGCUUUUGAAGCUGCUUCUUUCGCAGCCGUAGCAGAAGYUGCUGAUUGGGCAAGCUCAAAUUCAUAUAGCACAGCUUGCUGCUGUAGGACUGGGUCGAGAGUAUGAAAUGCUGGAUGCUGCAUCAACCUUUUGGUUCCAGCAGCGAAAGCCUUUUCACAAACCGCAGUCGUGUCAGUCUCCGAUGAUGAAUUGGUCGGAGAUAAAGGAGACGCGGGUUUAUUUGCAUUUAUACUAUURCUCCAUCCCAUCAACUUCUCCAGUUGCCUUGGCGGCCUUGAUGCCAUCGGCGUUAGAGAAACAGAAGUUGUUUCUUCCCGUUCUGUCGGCAACAUACCAUGAUUUCUUCUAUGAUCGGUAGUACUUGUCGUCGCAYGAGUAGAAUUAUUCACAGUUUCUCGUAGAUCAGGCGCACCUUCCCGCAGGGCUUGAGACGUUUUCUCUCUAGCCUUCACAUUUCCCACAUCAACCCAAUAACAGCCUCCUACUUUCUUCGGAUUUUUCAUCCGCUUGAGGAAACGGCCGUUCACUCCCCGUAUACUCACAACGAUGCAUUGAGCUAUUUUUGGUUUAUCGCGACGCUUUGCUAGUAAAUAGAGCUUUUGGUAGGCCUUGACAAGAGAUCGAUAUUGGACAUUACCAGGGUGGUGAUUUGUUUCUCCACCCCUUCCACACAAUACAUCAUUUGGUUUCAC